UGCGCUGCAGAGCGGCCGGACAGGGCCGCGCCUCGGGGUGCCGGGAUUCUAGGAUUCCCAGGCCCCUCUGCGCACCGUUCCCCGAACCUCACUUCCCCGGCCUGAGCCGCCCAGCGCAGUGGGAACUGCCUCCCACUCGCCGAUGCUGGUCCGCAUCCUAGGAGCUGCCUGUCACUCGCCCCACCUCGGCAUGUCCCCUCGACCGUGGGACGGUGUGCAUGUGACUGGGCAAGCUCGGUGCCCCGACGGACACCGGGGAGCCCAGUGGAGGCGCCCUCCCGAGGCACUACUGCCCAUGCUGACCACCCAGCCCUCCGGCUGCCGAUGUCAUGAGUAACACUACAGUGCCCAAUGUCCCUCAGGCCAACAGCGACUCCAUGGUGGGCUAUGUGUUGGGGCCCUUCUUCCUCAUCACCCUGGUCGGGGUGGUGGUGGCUGUGGUAAUGUAUGUCCAGAAGAAAAAGCGAGUGGACCGGCUUCGCCAUCACCUGCUCCCCAUGUACAGCUACGACCCCGCAGAGGAACUGCAUGAGGCUGAGCAGGAGCUACUGUCCGAUGUGGGAGACCCUAAGGUGGUACAUGGCUGGCAGAGUGGCUACCAGCACAAGCAGAUGCCCUUGCUGGAUGUCAAGACCUAACCUGACCCGCCCUGCCCCAAUCUCCAGAACCAUGGGGUCUUAGGAAUGCCCAGGGCCCACGGCUUGCUGCUUCCCACUUGCACUCACCCAGCUCCCCCUGCUGGGUACCAGGGCUCCUUUCCUCCCAUCCACUCCCAGUAGCCCGCCCCCCCCCCCCCAAUGGCCUGCAAUCCUUUGUGGGCUGAGCCUACCAUCCACACCCAAGGGGCUAACAAGUUUUUCCUUCUGGGGUAGAAGGGUGGCACUUUUCUGAGCCCUCCCUAACUUGGCUUUGGAUGUUUCCAUGGUGACAGGGCUUAAUGUAUAGUAUUUGGUAUAUAUAUUUUGUAAAUAAAGAUGUUUUGUGGCUA
Suricata suricatta (meerkat) is the source of this 988-nucleotide messenger RNA. It is a transcript of the gene SMIM29, whose product is annotated as small integral membrane protein 29. Lineage: Eukaryota; Metazoa; Chordata; Mammalia; Carnivora; Herpestidae. Bases 330 to 638 code for a protein of 102 amino acids. The transcript is spliced from 5 exons. The record is from RefSeq and is a predicted model, not a curated record.